UUUCAUUUCGUUUCACUGCCAAGACAACUUGGGGAUUGUGAGGCAGGAGGGGGCAGGUUUUCCGAGCCCGCUUUGCGCUGCAGGGGCGAGGCCCCCGGGGGGCAGCGAGGCAGGCAUAGCAGCACCCUCCCCGCGCGGCCCCGGGAAAGCCACGGAGCUGAGCCUAGCGGCCCUGGGUUAAAAAAGAGAGAGAAAAAACAAGCGGCGUGUCCGGGCCCGGGGGCUGCGCGCGGGUGUCCGGCCCGGCCUCCCCGACCGCGGCUUUCCCGGGGCCUGCGCAGGCCGGGAGGGCUCCGGGCAGCCCCGCGGGGAGGCCCGGCUCCGGCGGAGCCGCGGAGGGGGAUGGAGCGAGGGAGGGAAAAUGGAAGCGGCGCGUGACGCAAAACAGAAAAUUGGUGCCCGCCCAGUCCAAAGAGCGCAGAGGCGCAGGGGAGGGCGCUGCGCAGGGCGCUGGGGAAGGGGAAGGAGCGGGAGCGCGUUGAAAACAGAGGGGGGAAAAAAAAGUCCCGAAAAGGGAACGUCACAUCCCCUUGACCCUCCAAUCACCUCGGGGUCCCAUUUGAUUGGAAGGCGGCAAAGGCUUUAAUCUCAGACUAAUUCAGCUGCUUUUGAAGUGAGUUUCUCCGCCAGAGCCCGGGCUGGAUGGGCAGCGGCUCGCAUCGCGGCUGAGCGCGGCCGGCCCGAGCAGCCUGAGCCGCGGGCAGGCAGCGCCCCGCCGCAGCGCACGGAUUACUCGGCUCUUCGCGGCCCCGGCCCCGGCUGCAGCCGCGAGCGGGAGCAGACGCUGCAUGUGCGAGCGUCCGGGCGGCGGGCGCGGGCUCCCGGUGCUGCUCAGACCCGCGCGGCGCGCGCGCGCUCCCGAGUGCGGCCGGCGCGGCUCGCCCCAGCUUUCAUGCGAGGCUUUGGGUCAUGAUCACAGCGCCCGCGCUUUCUGCUCCGAGAAGUAAGUGCGGCGGCGGCGGCGGCAGAGACGUCGGGAGCAGCCUGGGCGGCGGCGCGGGGCUCGCCUGGCAGGACGGACACGCUGGGAAUACAGGCAGCGGCGGCGGCAGCACCAAGCCCUUCUUCCACCCCGUCCCGCCGUCCGACCCGCUGCGCCAGGCCAACCGCCUGCCCAUCAAGGUCCUCAAAAUGCUCACGGCUCGGACCGGCCACAUCCUGCACCCCGAGUACCUGCAGCCCCUGCCCUCUACCCCCGUCAGCCCCAUCGAGCUGGACGCCAAGAAGAGCCCGCUGGCCCUGCUGGCUCAGACCUGCUCCCAGAUCGGGAAGCCGGACCCGUCCCCCUCCUCCAAGCUCUCCUCGGUCACGUCCAAUGGCUCCGGCGGGGACAAGGACUCCAAGUCGGGCCCGCUGAAGCUCAGCGACAUUGGCGUGGAGGACAAGUCCAGCUUCAAGCCCUACUCCAAGCCGGGCGCCGAGAAGAAGGAGUCGGGCGCGGGGGGCUGCGCGGGCGCCUCCUCCGGGGGCGUCUCGGGCGGGGAGAAAUCGGGAUUCCGGGUGCCGAGCGCCACCUGCCAGCCGUUCACGCCAAGGACAGGCAGCCCCACCUCCAGCGCCUCCGCCUGCUCGCCCGGGCUGCUGCCGGCCGAGGCCAAGGCGGGCGAGGACAAGAAGGACGCCGAGGGCUGCGGCAAGGGCGGCGUGGCCGGCGCGGAGGGCGGCCCGGGCGCCGGCGGCAUCGGCCACGGCCGGAUUAGCGUGAGCUGCGCCGGGAUUAACGUGGAGGUGGCCCAGCACCAGGACAGCGCGCCGGGCGCCAAGCCGCUGCCCGCGGACCCCGCCGCCUCCUGCAGCAGCACGGCCGCCACCUCCUCCGCCUCCGCCUCCGCCUCCGUGCUGGGCUCCGGCCUGGUGGCGCCGGUGUCGCCCUACAAGCCGGGCCAGACCGUGUUCCCGCUGCCGCCGGCGGGCAUGAGCUACCCGGGCGCGCUGGCAGGGGCAUACGCCGGCUACCCGCCUCAGUUCCUGCCGCACGGCGUGGCCCUGGACCCCACUAAGUCGGGCAGCCUGGUGGGCGCGCAGCUGGCGGCGGCCGGCAGCCUGGGCUGCAGCAAGCCGGCCGGCUCCAGCCCCCUGGCCGGCGCCUCGCCGCCCUCCGUCAUGACGGCCAGCCUGUGCAGAGACCCGUACUGCCUGAGCUACCACUGCGCCAGCCACCUGGCUGGCGCCGCCGGCGCCUCGUGCGCCCACGACCCGGCGCUCAAGUCCGGAUACCCGCUGGUCUACCCCACGCACCCCUUGCACGGCGUGCACUCCUCGCUGGCGGGCGCCACGCCGCCCUCGCUGGCCGGCCACCCGCUCUACCCCUACGGCUUCAUGCUCCCCAACGACCCGCAGCCGCACAUCUGCAACUGGGUGUCGGCCAACGGACCGUGCGACAAGCGCUUCGCCACGUCGGAGGAGCUGCUCAGCCACUUGCGGACCCACACUGCCUUCCCGGGCACCGACAAACUGCUCUCCAGCUACCCCAGCUCCUCGUCGCUGGCCAGCGCGGCCGCCGCCGCCAUGGCGUGCCACAUGCACAUCCCCACCACGGGGGCGCCCGGCAGCCCGGGCACGCUGGCCCUGCGCAGCCCGCACCACGCGCUGGGACUCAGCAGUCGCUACCACCCCUACUCCAAGAGCCCCUUGCCCACCCCGGGCGCCCCCGUGCCGGUGCCCGCGGCCACGGGACCCUACUACUCCCCCUACGCACUGUACGGCCAGAGACUCACCACAGCCUCCGCUCUGGGCUACCAGUGAGGCCGGGCGGCGGCCCGGCCCCCUCUGCUCUCCCCCGGACUUUUUUCUAAGAGAGUGUUCGCCCGAGGACCGGCCCGGGAGCACCGUAUUUAUUUCUGUUAGCUUCAAGCGGGACAGUGAAUCAUAAAGUGCAUUACGGAGGGGAGCUCGCUAGGACCCCCGUGGAUCAACCCCCUUGUAGAAUAUAAAUAAAAAACCCGGCAACAACUCGAGGUCUUCUCUUUCCUGUUACUUUAAAACAAUUGCUAUGAUUGUAUUGUACGUUCUUAUUUAAUGUCUCCUUGAAACGGGAAAACAAAAAGAAAAAAAAUUGACAUGCAUGUUUGUUACUAAAAAAAAAAAAAACCCAACAAAAAGCCAACUCGCAAUUUGUCAGCUAUAACUUCAAAUUGCAAUUAUUUUUAAGGUGUGUUUACCCUUGAAAGAGAAUUGGUAUUUUUUGUAUGUAUUCUGGAAGAAAAAAAAUCAAAAAAGACAAAAAAAAACUAAAAAAAAAACAAAAACAAAACCCAACCCCGAUUCUAUUCCAAAAACCUCAUUUGCCUUAUUUUGUUCUUUUCAAAGGAACACGUAACUCUUUUUAAUUUUGAAGCCCGCCCGGCCAGAGGGGGUUCAGUAAGGUUUACGUCAUGUACUAAAAUAGACAAUGUAUCGCUUUAAAGAUUAAAAUUCCGUAUAUUUGA
This is a messenger RNA of Alligator mississippiensis (American alligator), 3428 nucleotides long. It is a transcript of the gene ZNF503, whose product is annotated as zinc finger protein 503. Gene Ontology annotation, cellular component: nucleus. Lineage: Eukaryota; Metazoa; Chordata; Crocodylia; Alligatoridae. Gene Ontology annotation, biological process: negative regulation of DNA-templated transcription. The coding region runs from base 910 to 2745 and encodes 611 amino acids. The record is from RefSeq and is a predicted model, not a curated record. The transcript is spliced from 2 exons.